AUGCCGAGGGCGGUUUCUCGUGAGCCGUCCGGAGCAGGCCUGGUAAGCAGAGCGGGUCUAGUUCACGGAACGGCCAGAGGACACAACGAUAUGUGGUACGAUUUGGAUACGUUUCUCUUGGAUCAAGUGUGCGAGGUGCUUGACAAACUUGAAGAGGGAAAUCUCGAUGAUGCUAUUUGGGGGAAAAUCGUGAUCAUGGAAAAAUGCAAACGAGUUGCCAAGGCUUAUUUGAGGAAAACGACGAUUAUUGUCGAUGGAUCGGAAGAUGAAUUCGACGGCUCAACGCUUGGCUUCAAUUGUUUUGAUAACACUUAUCGAGAUGAAAACACUGAAGAGAUACGACAGAAAAUUGGUGAUGGAGUGAUUUUGAAAGUCGAUUAUCAGGGGAAUAUCAAGGGAAUGGCUAGAGGGACUACUCCGGUCAUAUGUCUUGGAUUUAAAGAUAGUGAACGAAGGAAAAAUUGUAUCUCUGAUCGAUUAGCGAGGCUACAAGGCCGAUUGAAUACGAAUGAAGAGGAUAAAGCAUUCAAGAUUUUCGACAUGCGCCGAUUUAAGAGCGCUCUUGAUCGAGAAAUCUCGGAUGGACAACCAGAUGCGAAAAAUUUAUUACUGAAAACGACAGUGAGGGUUGCAUUGGUGAAAGAUGGAGGAGACAUGAAUAGAACUCCUUGUUGGUUCACCGUUAUCAAUUUGAUUGCCCUGGACACCUUGAAAUCAAGAAUACCGAAUAUCAAGAAUAUGAGCCUAAUGAAUCGAAGCCACUCCGAAGCAGCCUAUUCAUCUUUACCGACUCUCGUCGCACCGACUCCAAUCUACAAUCAACCAGCGAAUUCAAUUCAAAUAAAUCAACAAGAGACUUAUGGAACAAAUCCAAACGGGUCACCAAACGAUCCGACUCAAGCGCUCACACAGCUCAUUGCGGCUGCAGUGAAACAAGCGAAUGGCCAAACGAUCUCUCAAUCUCUUCACAAUUUGCCAGUUUCUGUCGAUCAGUUAGCAACAUUGGCGAGCUCGCUUUCAUUGGGAAAACAAGAGAUCUCACAACAGAUCCUUGCACCUCAAGUUGGCAUCAAAGGAGAUCGCAAAGAUCGACGGAGGAACUACAAAGUGCCGUCGGCAGACGAUUCCUCUGGAGAGGACUCAGCUCUUCGAUCUGACAGUACACAAGGAGAAUGUCAACCACGGUCCCGGAACAAAAGGUGGGAUCAAACGACGAAAUCAAUCGACGCGGUGGCUGUACUUGGUGGGGGAUCGAAUGUGCCGAAUGGUUCCACUUCAACGUGCGCGAAUUCGUUGGUCGCCUCUCGCUCUCGCUCUCCGGACGUAUGUGAUCAGCGUAAUAUCACUGUGUCGAAAAGGCGCGGUCCGCCCCGUCCUCGGCUGCAGGAUGUCAUGUUUGAUCGAUCAUACUCGACCACUUCCGAUUAUGACUCGAAUCGAGAACUCUUUGAUUCAGGAAGCUGGAGCUCGAAUGGAUCAAAUUGCUAUCAGGGUCGAAGUCCCGCCUCUUCAGUGGUGUCCGACUCUGAAGGGCACGCACGUCUAGCGAAACCCAAACAAAUCGAAGGUCACAAUGGGAAACUCGUUCAAUUACGACAAGCUCCACCCCCGCAAAGAGCCAUCAAAGAAGUGCCACUCUCACGGCAACAAGUCGUUCGAAAAGAGUUGCACCGCCAGACUAGCACGAAUUUCAAUCGAUUACCAUCGAUUACCGCUUCAGCACCGAAAGCCGAGAUCUAUGAACACGAAAAGGAGAAGGAUGAGAGAAAAGAUCGAACACUUGACCAUCCAAGUGAUCGUUCGAGCAAACCGAGAUUAACAUAUCGAUUAUCCGGCGUAAACGUGCCCACACCGACCACCAAACCCCCGCCUCCACCACAUGAAUAUGAUGAACCCGAAGUAACCGACGAAAUGAUCUCCAUCGUACCUGUACCCGCCACAAAUCAUGAUCAAGCUUCUACAUCAAUGAAAGAUGCUGAUUCGAUUCCCCUUCACGCGACAAUUGUGUCUACUGAUGAUGAGGAGAUCAACACUCUGCCACCACCAAAACCACCAUCACCUGAUUACACUGAUGCACGACGGCAAACGGCAACUAUAACAGUUUCGGAGGGGUGCCGAAGCGUGGAGGGCCGUCUUUGGGAGAAACAGCGUCCCUCGACGGGCUCUCAAAGAGCGACCAGCUUUGUUGGGGAGUUACGCCGGGUUCUCCUCAAGCGCAACUCAUUCAAGGAACAACAGAACGCAGAACAGAACAACAACAAA
This is a messenger RNA of Mesorhabditis belari, 2262 nucleotides long. Lineage: Eukaryota; Metazoa; Nematoda; Chromadorea; Rhabditida; Rhabditidae. The record is from the annotation of a GenBank genome assembly.